Fukomys damarensis (Damara mole-rat) is the source of this 2870-nucleotide messenger RNA. It is a transcript of the gene Aloxe3, whose product is annotated as arachidonate lipoxygenase 3. Gene Ontology annotation, molecular function: oxidoreductase activity, acting on single donors with incorporation of molecular oxygen, incorporation of two atoms of oxygen; protein binding; metal ion binding. The coding region runs from base 59 to 2194 and encodes 711 amino acids. The record is from RefSeq and is a predicted model, not a curated record. NCBI's taxonomy places the organism in Eukaryota, Metazoa, Chordata, Mammalia, Rodentia, Bathyergidae. Gene Ontology annotation, biological process: lipid oxidation; linoleic acid metabolic process. The transcript is spliced from 16 exons.
GAGUGCGCCUCAUCUGUACAUAGCCUGCGUUGCUGGGCACCGGUCCUCCCCUCCCAUCAUGGCAGUGUACCGCCUGUGUGUGACCACUGGUCCCUACCUGAAGGCCGGCACACUGGACAACAUCUCUGCCACACUCGUGGGCACGUGUGGUGAGAGCCCCAAGCAGCGGCUGGAUCGAGUAGGCAGGGACUUCACCCCUGGAUCGGUGCAGAAGUACAAGGUGCGCUGCUCAGCAGAUCUGGGUGAGCUCUUGCUGCUGCGUCUACACAAGGAGCGCUUCGCUUUCUUCCGCAAGGACUCUUGGUACUGCAGCAACAUCACUGUCAUUGCCCCAGAUGGCACUGUCAUCCCCUUUCCCUGCUAUCAGUGGAUUGAGGGCUACUGCACUAUGGAGCUGCGUCCAGGAACAGCAAGAACUAUUUGUCAGGACUCCCUCCCUCUGCUUCUGGAUCACAGGAAGCGCGAGCUCCAGGCCAGACAAGAAUGCUAUCGCUGGAAGAUCUAUGCUCCUGGAUUCCCUCGCAUGGUGGAUGUCAGCAGCUUUGAGGAGAUGGAAUCAGACAAGAAAUUUGCCUUGACCAAGACAAUACCCUGUGCAGACCAGGGUGACAGCCCUGGGAAUCGAUACCUGCCUGGAUUCCCCAUGAAAAUUGACAUCCCAUCCCUGCUGCACAUGGAACCCAACACCCGCUACUCAGCCACCAAGACAGCGUCGUUGCUCUUCAAUGCCAUUCCUGCGUCCUUGGGCAUGAAGAUUCGAGGGCUGCUGGACCGCAAGCGUUCCUGGAAGAAGCUGGAUGACAUGCGGAAUAUCUUCUGGUGCCACAAGACCUUCACUACAGAGUAUGUCACAGAGCACUGGCGUGAGGACAACUUCUUUGGGUAUCAGUACCUGAAUGGCGUCAAUCCUGUCAUGCUUCAUUGCCUCUCCAGUUUGCCCAGCAAGCUGCCCGUCACCAAUGACAUGGUGGCCCCCUCACUGGGACCAGACACCUGUCUGCAGACAGAGCUAGAGAGAGGCAACAUCUUCCUAGCGGAUUAUUGGAUCCUGGCCGACGCCCCCGUCCACUGUUUAAACGGCCGCCAACAGUACGUGGCAGCCCCACUCUGCUUGCUGUGGUUGAACCCCCAGGGGGCGCUGCUGCCCUUGGCCAUCCAGCUCAGCCAAAUCCCCGGGCCCGAUAGCCCCAUCUUUCUGCCCACGGACUCUGAGUGGGAUUGGCUGCUGGCCAAGACAUGGGUGCGUAACUCAGAAUUCUUGGUGCAUGAGAACAACACGCACUUUUUGUGCACGCAUUUGCUGUGCGAGGCCUUCUCCAUGGCCACGCUGCGUCAGCUGCCGCUCUGCCAUCCUAUCUUCAAGCUCCUGCUUCCCCACACUCGCUAUACGCUGCAGGUGAACACCAUUGCCAGAGCCACGCUGCUCAAUCCAGAGGGCCUCGUGGACCAGGUCACGUCCAUCGGGAGGUGCGGCCUCCUCUACCUCAUGAGGACCGGUCUGGCCCACUUCACCUACACCAAUUUCUGCCUUCCGGACAGCCUGCAGGCUCGCGGUGUCCUAACUAUUCCCAACUACUACUACCGAGAUGAUGGCCUGAAGAUCUGGGCAGCCAUUGAGAGCUUUGUCUCAGAAAUCGUGGGCUACUAUUAUCCCUGUGAUGAUUCCGUGCAGCAGGACUUGGAGCUGCAGGCCUGGGUCAGCGAGAUUUUUACUCAGGCGUUCCUGGGCCGGGAGAGCUCAGGAUUCCCAAGCCGGCUGUGCACCCCAGGACAGCUGGUGAAGUACCUGACUGCAAUCAUCUUCAACUGCUCCGCCCAGCAUGCUGCUGUCAAUAGUGGACAGCAUGACUUUGGGGCCUGGAUGCCCAAUGCCCCAUCAUCCAUGAAGCAGCCCCCACCUCAGAAUAAGGGGACCACUACCCUGAAGAGUUACUUGGAAACCCUCCCAGAAGUGAAUGUCACCUGUAACAACCUUCUCCUCUUCUGGUUGGUCAGCCAAGAGCCCAAGGACCAGAGGCCUCUGGGCACCUACCCUGAUCAACACUUCACAGAAGAAGUGCCACAGCGGAGCAUCGCUGCCUUCCAGAGCCGCCUGGCCCAGAUCUCAAGAGACAUCAGGGAGCGGAACCAGAGCCUGCCACUGCCCUAUACCUACCUGGACCCCCACCUCAUUGAGAACAGUGUCUCCAUCUAACUUCCACCUCAGACCACUUCAGAAGCGAAGGAAGGUCCAAGCAUGAAGAAGCCCAGUUUAUCAGAGUUUCCCAGACUUUUCCCUCCUCCCUAUUCUCAGCUUGAAUCUUCCUCUCCCUAUAUAGAGACUUUUUCCAGCCAAGAUGGCUCUAGCUGUGUCCUGAGCUGUGAGGGACCAGUCUAGCAGUGUCCAUGGUGAAAACCAUUGACUGAAGUCCAAUGCUCAAUAGGCCACCGGAAAAGCAAAGAACCUCUAUAGCCUUUGCCCCAUUUUUGGGCAGCCUCCUAUUCCAGCCUCUUGUGGGAAUCUACUUCCUUUUAUUGGGAUGCCCAGCCUUGAUCUCCAAGUUUUCCUUCCCAGUCCUCCCCAUUCCCACACCUCUUCCUACUGUGUCAUUUUGAUUCUUCUUCCCUGUAAGCCUAGGAGCAGCCAACCUGACUUCCUUCUGUGGAAAAGCCUGGAAACUGGCACAGAAGGGAUGUGUGUCUGAAUCUGUCAGGUCCCCUUUGCCCCUGACACCUUGAAGGUAGGGGAAGAAUUGGAGCCCAGAUCUUCUGGACAUCUAGCUAAGGUUCUGGGGGAUAAGUUCCCUGGCCUGGGCAUGGAUGUGGGGUCUCUUUCCAGCUCUUGUUCUACCUCCUUCUCAUCUCAUGUUUUCCUUUUUGCCUUUGAACCC